Molecule: messenger RNA, 2918 nt
Organism: Quercus lobata
Lineage: Eukaryota; Viridiplantae; Streptophyta; Magnoliopsida; Fagales; Fagaceae
Product: pentatricopeptide repeat-containing protein At1g79540-like
Exons: 1
Coding region: 164-2536 (790 amino acids)
Molecular function (GO): protein binding
Source: RefSeq, a predicted model, not a curated record
UUCGUAUUUAUACUUGAUCCAGUUGGGGUUGGCCCAAGCCUAGGUAGUACUAUGCCACUGUUUUAGUUUGGAACAUUUGUAUUCGUAUUUCACUCCAUUGUUGCAAAACUAAAACCAAAACCAAAAACCCAUAAAACAAUGAGAUGAGGAGAGCUCCUUGGCCAUGGCCACGAAACUCCCUACUCUCUUCCUCCGAACUGAAAAACCACCAUGGUUCGAGUCUGCCACCACUAUUGCUAUUUCCAAUCUAGUCCUCUCCAUCCUCUACAAAGCCACUCCUAACCAACCCGCCUUAGAACGCUUACUUCCCCAUCUCUCUUCCCACAUAGUCGCCUCUGUCAUUCAACAAAGCCCAAAUCCCAAACUGGCUUUCCACUUCUUCAUCUGGGCUUCCCAAACCAAACGCCUCCGUAGCACUUUCUCUGACUCUCUUGUCCUUCACAUGCUCGUUAAGGACCAUCCUCAUUCCUUUGACUUGUACUGGAACACUCUUCAAGACCUCAAAAACUCUGGCUUUCCAAUCCCUUCUGAUGCUUUUAGGGUCUUGAUUUCAGGCUAUGAUCAGAUGGGUUUUGCUGAAAAGGCUGUGGAAGUCUUUUCUACCAUGAAAGAUUUUGACUGUAAGCCGGAUGUUUUCACUUACAAUUCUGUUUUACAUGUUAUGGUUCAAAAGCAGGUGUUUUUGUUAGGUCUGGCUGUUUAUAAUCAGAUGUUGAAGUUAAAUUGUAAUCCCAAUGUUGCUACUUUUAGCAUUUUGAUUGAUGGGUUUUGUAAAUCUGGCAAGACUAAGGAUGCACUACAGUUGUUUGAUGAAAUGACUCACAGGGAUAUUUGGCCAAAUGAAAUAACUUAUACUAUUAUUCUUGUCGGGUUGUGUCAGGGGAGGAGGCCUGAUGAGGCACUUAAACUGUUGAAUACGAUGAAAGAGCGUGGGCAGUGUCCUGAUGUUAUUACUUACAAUGCUUUGCUUAAUGGGUUCUGUAAGUUAGGUAAGAUCGAUGAGGCUUAUGGGCUUUUAGAAACCUUUGAGAAGGACGGAUAUGAUCUUGGCCUCAAAGGGUAUAGUAGUUUGAUUGAUGGUUUGUUUAGAGCCAAGAGAUAUGAUGAAGCAAUGUCGUGGUUUAGAAAAAUAAUGGAGGAAGAUCUUGAGCCGGAUGUUGUUUUGUACACUAUUAUAAUUCGGGGCUUGUCGGAUGCAGGCAGGGUUAAGGAGGCGUUGAAGUUGUUGGAUGAGAUGGCUGGGAGGGAUUUGGUUCCGGAUACUUAUUGUUACAAUGCUUUAAUUAAAGGGUUUUGUGAUAUGGGUCUUUUGGAUAAGGCUCAGUCUCUCCGACUUGAGAUUUCAAAGAAUGGUUGCUUCCCUGAUGCCUGCACUUACACCAUUCUCAUUUGUGGUUUGUGUAGGAAUGGGCUGGUUGGUGAUGCACAACAGAUAUUCGAGGAGAUGGAGAAGCUUGGUUGUGUUCCUACUGUCGUAACCUUCAAUGCUCUUAUUGAUGGCCUUUGUAAGGCAGGGGAGCUUGAGGAAGCUCAUCUUCUAUUCUACAAAAUGGAGAUAGGGAGAAAUCCUUCCUUAUUUCUUCGGCUUUCUCAAGGUGCCAAUCGGGUUCUUGAUAGUGCCAGCCUCCAAACAAUGGUGGAGCAACUGUGCGAUUCAGGAUUGAUUCUUAAGGCCUACAAACUUCUCAUGCAGCUUGCUGACAGUGGGGUUGUACCUGACAUCACAACAUACAACAUUCUGAUCAAUGGAUUUUGCAAGGCUGAGAACAUAAAUGGUGCUUUCAAGCUCUUCAAGGACCUGCAGCUAAAAGGGCUCUCUCCAGAUUCUGUUACAUAUGGAACACUUAUAGACAGGCUUCAAAGGCUUGAUAGAGAAGAGGAUGCAUUUGGGGUCUUUGAUCAAAUGGAAAGGAAUGGCUGUACACCUAGCUUUGCAGUUUAUAAAUCACUUAUGACCUAUUCAUGCAGGAAAAAGAAGGUUUCAUUAGCAUUUAGUCUUUGGUUAAAGUAUCUGAGGAACCUUCCUGGCAGCAAAGAGGAGGCCAUAAAAGCUGUUGAGGAACAUUUUGAGAAAGGAGAAGUGGAAAAGGCUAUUUGGGGCUUACUUGAAAUGGAUUUUAAAAGGAAAGAUUUUGACUUAGGGCCAUAUACCAUUGUGCUCAUUGGGUUGUGUCAGGCAAGAAGAGUAAAAGAUGCUACGAUGAUAUUUUCUGUUCUUGAGGAGUGUGAGGUUGUUGUCACUCCCCCAAGUUGUGCGAAGUUGAUUCGUUGUCUCUGCCAUGAAGAGAAGCUGGAGUUGGCGAUAAAAGUGUUCCUUUAUACUUUAGAGAAAGGUCUCAUGUUGACGCCACGAACUUGCAACCAGCUGCUUAAUUAUGUACUUCGUUCCCAAGAAAGGAACAAGUAUGUCCUGGACCUUGUAAGUAAAAUGAAGUCUUUCGGAUAUGAUUUGGAUGCUUAUCUUUACCGAUCUACAAAAUUCCUCCUAUAUGGUCAAUGGAACAUGCAGGAGAUUGAGAAUGCGUCCCCUGGAUGAUUAUUGGCAAUGGCAGACGAAUUGCAGCCAAUAAUGGAUCCUUUUCGAACAAUUCUUAAACAUUCUGUCCUCAUCAGGACAGCUGUUGUAAAAAAAAUAGUUUCAAUUUGAUAUUUAUAACCAACCCCAUUUCGGAGAUUCUUUUGCCAGCCUUGUAGCCCUUGGAGUAGGUACUUUGGGAGUGGAAUUGAUUUGUUCUAGUUAGUAUGAGAAAUAAAAUUGUUAAUACGACUAAGGAAGUGGAUGGCAUGGAUAAAUUCCUAUGCAUCUAGAAAUUUUUGUAAUGCAUACUUGAACCUUUUGUAACUUUGUUGGACCUAUUUUUGGUGAAAUGUAACAUUGUUGACUUGGGAGAGCACCAUAAAUCCAUUUUUAUCAUGAA